Acaulospora morrowiae is the source of this 1053-nucleotide messenger RNA. NCBI's taxonomy places the organism in Eukaryota, Fungi, Glomeromycota, Glomeromycetes, Diversisporales, Acaulosporaceae. The record is from the annotation of a GenBank genome assembly.
AUGCCGGAUACAAUCGUCAUUCCAGCAGCGAGUGAUUUUCAUAUUCAUACGCGUCAGGAUGCUUUAAUGAAGAUGGUAGUUCCUUGCAUUGCUAAAGGUGGCGUCUCCCUAUGCUAUGUGAUGCCAAACCUUAAGCCACCGAUCACUAAGACAGAACAAGCACUCGCUUAUAAGGCUCAACUCGAAAGUCUAGCUCCGGACGUAACCUUUCUCAUGACCUUAUAUUUAAGUCCAGAGUUAACACCCGAAGAGAUUGUAAAAGCAAGCUCUCAUGGAGUCGUUGGCGUCAAAUCGUAUCCAAGAGGGGUAACAACAAAUUCAGAAUCUGGCAUAGAAUCAUAUACGGUUUAUUAUCCAGUCUUUCGAGCGAUGGAAGAAGUCGGAAUGACAUUGAACCUUCAUGGUGAACUUCCAAGCGACGUGGACCAAGAUACCUGCGUUAUGAAUGCCGAGGAAAAAUUCCUAGUGCACUUGCGGCAAUUGCACCAAGAUUUUCCAAAAUUGAAAAUAGUCUUGGAACACGCCACUACCAAAGCAGCUGUCGAAACGGUAAAGGCUCUAGGGGAUAAUGUUGGAUGUACCAUCACCAUACAUCACCUUCAACUGGUUGUCGAUGAUUGGGCAGGGCAAUGUCAUAAUUUUUGCAAACCGGUCGCCAAAUUUCCUCAUGAUCGUCAGGCUUUACGUGAUGUCAUUCUUGAAGAUCACCCACGUUUUUUUCUGGGAACUGAUUCGGCGCCGCACCCUUCUCAUCUAAAAGAAUGCGCUCACGCCUGCGCGGGUGUAUUCACAACUCCCUUGGCUAUCCCGUACCUCGCCACCAUAUUGGAUUCGUUUGGAGCAAUUGAUAAGUUGCGUGGUUUUGCAUGUGAGAAUGGAAAAAGGUUUUAUGAUAUCAAGGAGGAUGAAGGGAGAAUUCGUGAAAUCACCUUGGUCAAACAAUCAUUGUCUGUCCCAGAUGGUUAUUCGUUUGGCGAUCACCAGGAUUUGCGUCAAGGCACGGUUAUUCCAUUCUGGGCUGGAAAAGAUUUAACUUGGAGGAUUGUAAAUUAA